Molecule: messenger RNA, 2189 nt
Organism: Bicyclus anynana (squinting bush brown)
Lineage: Eukaryota; Metazoa; Arthropoda; Insecta; Lepidoptera; Nymphalidae
Exons: 6
Coding region: 182-1177 (331 amino acids)
Source: RefSeq, a predicted model, not a curated record
AUUGUCUGUGGUGAAUUUUCAAAUCGUGGAACAACGGAAACGGUUGAUUUGCGAAAAGAAUAAAAUAUGUAAUUAUUAUAAAAAUAAAAAUAACUUGAGAAAUCCUGUGACAAUAUUGACUUAAAAUAAAUAUUUAUUAAAAAUAUUAACGAAUUUACCAGUUAAAGUGUAAACAUUCACGAUGCAGAGCACUUCUGUAAGCAAAUAUCACUUAAAUGAACUACAAAUAUUAAUAAGUAAAAUGCCGCUGCAAGGCUGCUACACUCUGGUUCUGCCGGAGUUUGGUCUGAACUGGAGCGCCGUGUCCCGAGCGGUGAGGAAUGCCCGGCUGCCGAUGACACCCGCCAGUGUUGCCAGUGUACUGAAAAAGCAUGCCACCAAAGCCCUCACUAAUAACGAAGUUGCAGACAUUACUGCACGGUUGAGACUAAAAUCUGUAGCCAUCAGAGCCAGGACUUGGUAUGUGAUCACUCUAUCAGACAAGGAUACAGAUGAACCUGUGAAUACACUUGUGAGAAAGAUACCUGGCCGGAUCGCUCAUGCUCUGAAGGCAAAUGUGGCCAAUGCUAAUAAAAAACCACAGGUGCAUUCUAUAAAAGUAGAUGGCCUCAUCUUUAUCAGUGUACAGAUGGCAACGAGUGCUCAUCAAAGCGGCAUAUUGUAUGUGGCCAGUCCGCCUGGCCAGGAUGUGGCGUUGGUCAGCACAUUGCAUUCCACCAUGCUGCGACCCACUGUCCAAGGUCUAGGCUACAGAAAGUUUGAGGACGCUCAGUUGAACGGCAAAGACAUACCGUCCUUACUCAACAUCAUAGACAGUGGUACCAACACGGCCAACAUUGCCAACAUGCCCGAGUACGUUGGAGUACCCUGUGUAGUACGAGGCGGGUACGACUUCACCAACCGCCACGCGUCCAGGGAAUACUUGUCGCAAAUGUUUGGACCAAGCAUGCCAAUAUUGGACACGUUGACUCUCCAAUCGGAGUCGGACUUCUAUGACCCUGCAAUAUUAAACAAAAAAAUGAAAGUGACACUCAAAAUCAAAGCAGACGACACGUUCAAGGUACUUCAGCAAUGGGUGGAGGAUCGCGUCAUACAGCCCACGUCAGAAAUAUUCCACGCCUUCCAUACCCUCAAGAGCAAUCAGAUACAGUUCUCACAGAACAGUGAUGACGAAUAGAACAAUAGAACCUCGCUAAUCCGGACAGGGAAUAUGGUUGUCUACUGUACUAUUCCAGAGCCUCAUUAAUCUACACAGGAAAUAGAGUUGCCAACCGUAUUAUUUUAGAGCCUCGUUAAUCCGGACAAGACGCGUUCAAGGUACUGCAGCAAUGGGUGGAGGAUCGCGUCAUACAGCCCACGUCAGAAAUAUUCAACGCCUUCCACACUCUCAAGAGCAACCAGAUACAGUUCUCGUAGAGCAGUGACGAUUAAUAGAUCUAUUUCUUUUUUUGAUUACAAUAGAACCUCAUUAAACCGGACAGGAAAUAUGGUUAUGAACUAUACUAUUUUACACCCCCAUUAAUCUGGACAGAUAAUAGGGUUGCCAACGGCAGUAUUUUAUAGCCUCGUUAAUCCGGACAGGAAAUAUGGUUGUCAAGUGUACUAUUUUACAUCCUAUUUAAUUUGGACAGGAAAUAGGGUUGGGAACUGUACUAUUUUACAUCCUCGUUAAUCCGGACAGAAAAUAGGGUUGCCAACCAUAAUAUUUUUGGGCCUUAAUAAUCCAGAAUGGAAAAUAUGAUUGCCAACCGUACUAUAUUUUAUAUUUAUAAUAAUAUGUAGGGCCGUAGGUAAUUAGUUUUGAUAAAGUAAUUAUUUCAUUAUUAAAGUAGAAUUAACAAAAUUAUUUUGGACAUAAGUAAAUUGUUGACGGUUAGGCCUGGGCCAGGGAUGGGCAUUCCUUGGACUUUUGGACUUUUAAAAAUAUAUUUAUCUAUUCUUCAAAACAUAAUAUUAUUAUCAUUUUGGCUUAGGGCGGGUAUCCUUGGCAGGUUUGCUCCACUCCUAGAUCUGGGGACGAUUUGAAACUAUUUUAAGGACUGUAUAUUUGUGUAUAUAAAUUAAUUACCUAUUAAUUAACUGAAUUGAUGUACCUUUUUUGAUUAAUUAACUAAAUAUUGAUGAUGUACCUUAUAAUGUUUAAUUUGAUUUCUAAGAUUAAAGAAAAUACAUAAUUUAAUUACAAUUGA